CACAUUGCAACUCAACUCAGUUACUUAAUCUGCCAUCUUUGUUUGUGGAAGAAGGUGCAAAAAUCGGGUAUAAUAAAUUGUCGGGAAAUAGAAGAGAUAUGGCGGUGUACAAAGAAAUUUGUGUUGGACUUAAUAAAGGCCACAAAGUGACAAAAAAUGUUACCAAACCCAGACCAUCAAGAAGGAAAGGAAAACUUACCAAACAUGCCAGAUUUAUUAGGGACAUAGUUAGAGAAGUGUGUGGAUUUGCACCUUAUGAAAAAAGAACCAUGGAACUUCUCAGAGUGUCUAAAGAUAAGAGGGCACUGAAAUUUUGUAAGAAAAGGCUUGGAACUCACUUGAGAGCCAAGAGGAAGAGGGAAGAACUGUCCAAUGUCCUCAUUGCCCAAAGGAAGGCUGCAGCACACAAGGAAAAGGAGGGAAAAUAGUUGUAUAAAUAGCAUUGAUUAAAAAAAAUUCCAUGUAUAAA
This is a messenger RNA of Argiope bruennichi, 469 nucleotides long. It is a transcript of the gene RpL36, whose product is annotated as 60S ribosomal protein L36-like. Gene Ontology annotation, molecular function: structural constituent of ribosome. Gene Ontology annotation, cellular component: ribosome; cytosolic large ribosomal subunit. NCBI's taxonomy places the organism in Eukaryota, Metazoa, Arthropoda, Arachnida, Araneae, Araneidae. The record is from RefSeq and is a predicted model, not a curated record. Gene Ontology annotation, biological process: cytoplasmic translation. Bases 99 to 428 code for a protein of 109 amino acids. The transcript has 4 exons.